AUACGGGUUUUAUCUGAUGUCAUGUGACCCGUGCUCAGCCAUCUUGUGGAAAACGAAGAGAGAGAGCUCAGAGCCACACAACCCGCAUACAAACCUUGUGCUGUCAGAACAAGUAGAGAACUUAAACGAAGCAUGGCUGAAACCCAGACACUCAACUUUGGACCAGAAUGGCUCCGUGCCCUGUCUGGAGGUGGUGGCAGCAGUGGUGGUGGAAGCAGCAGCACAGUUGCCUCUCCACCCCUUUCACCCGCAUUGCCAAAGUAUAAACUUGCAGACUAUCGCUACGGGAGAGAAGAAAUGUUAGCACUUUAUGUAAAGGAUAACAAGAUCCCUAUAGACCUAAAUGAUAAGGAGUUCCUGCCCAUAUUGCAAGAGGAGCCCCUACCACCGCUGGCACUUGUGUCUUUUACAGAGGAGGAACAGAGAAAUUUUUCCAUGUCUGUAAACAGUGCAGCUGUACUUCGGCUGACAGGGCGGGGAAGUGGGCCGAUAGCAGGAGCACCAAGAGGCCGAAGUACAUCAAGGGGUAGAGGCCGGGGAAGAGGUGAUGGAGGGUUUUACCAAAGAAGUUUUGACGAUGUGGAAGGUUUUGGCCGUGGAGGGAGGGAGAUGCAUCGUUCCCAGAGCUGGGAAGAAAGGGGAGAUCGAAGGUUUGAAAAGCCAGGUCGCAAAGACCCAGAUGCUGCUCCAGGACAUUUUCCGAUGAAUCACAUUCGAGGCAACUAUGAGGACGGUGGAACAGGCCUCCCAAGGAAGCACGACUUCACACGCUCAGAGAGUGAGAACUGGCGUACGUCUCGUGAUGAUCAGAAUGGUGAGGAUGAUGAGGGGGGUUGGCGCCUGGCGGGUUCUCGACGGGACAGUGACCGGUGGUGCCCCCCAAGCCCAGAUGGGCCUCGGUCAGCAGGGUGGCGGGAACACCCAGAGCAGCGACGUCGUUUCCCAUUUGAUGCCAGAGAAGAUGAGCGUGGCUACAGGAGGCCGCGGUCGGGCAGUGGUAGCCUGGAGGAUGAGAGGGACAGCCUGCCAGAGUGGUGUCUGGAGGAUGCAGAUGAGGAGGCGGGUACCUUCGACUCAUCAGGAGCCUUUCUAUCACUCAAGAAAGCAUCCAAGGAGCCCAUUUUGGAGGAGCAAGAGCUUGACUUCAAACCCUUGGAAGAGUGUGAAGAAGGUCUGGAGGAGGAGGACAGUCAGCACCAGGAGACCAAAGAAACAGAAGUGGAGGCCAAGAGAGAGACGGACCGAAAAGAGUUGCCCAGAGUGCAAGAGGAGGCACCACCUGUUACUCCACCUGCUGCUACCCCAGUCUCAGAGCCCCAUGCAGUUCAGUCAUUAUCUCCCCCUCAGACUACAAGAAUAGAAGAGUCUGAGAGGCCAGCUGAGCGGAUAGACAGGCACCCGCCCCUUGAGCUACCGCCAGAACCCUGCAAAGUUCCCCUGCACGUCCCCAUGUCUAACAGCAUGCUGGAUUCCCUACCCAUCACCCACAUUUCUACUGCCCAUACAGAAGUAUCUGCUCCAGCGCCUGCUGUCCAACUACCCCAACCAAAGCCCAUGGAGGUUCCAGUGGCAAUGACCAACCCAUUACCCUUCCCUUCAAGUAUAAUGGCACCCAUUGGCCGGCCCACUACUGUGCCACAUGACACAGAUGAAGAUGAAGGGCUGAAACACUUUGAGCAGGAGGCAGAAAAGAUGGUAGCUUACCUUCAGGAUGGUGUGGUUGACGAUGACAGACUGGCAGUGAAGAGCUCAGAAAAGCCAAAACCUGCAGGUCUGCCCCUCACCCACGAGGCUGCUCUCAAGUGGUUCUACAAAGACCCCCAGGGCGAGAUACAGGGUCCUUUCAGUAACCAGGAGAUGACGGAGUGGUUCCAGGCUGGUUACUUCACUAUGUCUCUCUUAGUUAAAAGAGGUUGUGAUGAAGUAUUUCAACCAUUGGGUGAGAUUAUGAAGAUAUGGGGGAGGGUACCGUUCACUCCUGGUCCUGCACCUCCACCUUUACAGGGCGAUGGUGAUCAAGAAAGGUUGAAGAGGCAACAGGAGCUCACUGCUCUCAACAUGUACCAGUUACAGCAGCUCCAAUACCAAUACCUCCUCAGGCAGCAGUAUGCACAGGCUCUGGCCCAGCAGAAGGCUGCAGCCCUUAGCUCUGCUCCUCUCCAACAGCAGCAGCAACACCAACAGCAGAUAAACCUGCUUCUACAGCAAUACCAGGCUCUCAAGAUAAGAGCAUCUGAGAGCCUCCUACCUCCUGUUACACGGUCCCUGUCUGUACCAGAUUCUGGUUCUGUGUGGGAAAUGCAGAACACAUCCUCUCAGGCUUCCUGUACACCAAACCUCCAACAAGCUGCUCCAAGCACAUGGGAUAGUAGCAGUGUUUGGGAUUUACCUAUAGACUCCAUUGCACAGGCCCCAACCAUCGAACAGAUGCAACAGCUAGAAAAGUCAAAGUCUGCCAAGUUGGAGCUGGAGAGGCGUGAGGCAGAAAUGAGAGCCAAAAGGGAGGAAGAGGAGAGGAAACGACUGGAGGAGGCUCUGAGAGCUCGGCAGGAGGAGGAACGCAAACGCCUAGAAGAAGAAGAACUGGCACGGCAAAAACAGGAGGAAGCAUUAAGGCGGCAGAGAGAACAAGAAGAGGCACAACGCAGGCAAAAAGAAGAAGAGGAGAGACUGGCACAGGAAGAAGCUCUCCGAAGAUUAGAGGAAAGACGGAGGGAAGAGGAGGAGAGGAAAAAACGGGAAGAGUUCCUUCGUAAACAGCAGGAGGAGGAACGCAGAAAGCAGGAAGAACUUGAAGCAUUAAGGAGACAUGAGGAGCAGAAACGAGCAGAGGAAGAGGCUGCAGCUGCUGCAGCGGCAGCUGCUCUGGCCCAACAACAACAAGAGGAGCAGAAAAGGAGAGAGCAGGAGGCCCAAAGACAGCAGGAGCUGCAGAGACAAAGACAGCAGCAACAGGAGGCUCUCAGGCGACUUCAACAGCAGCAGCAGCAACAGCAGCUCGCACAAAUGAAGCUUCCGUCCUCUUCAAAGUGGGGCCAGCAGUCAACAAACUCUAUAAACCAGACUCAGAAUGCUCUGUCAUUAGCAGAGAUUCAGAAACUGGAAGAAGAGAGAGAACGACAGUCACGUGAGGAGCAGCGACGCCAACAGCAAGAGCUGCUGAAGCUACAGCAGCAGCAGGCCUUGCAACAGGCCCAGCAGCCUCAGACCAAACUGUCUGGCUGGGGGAAUGUAGCCAAGCAGCCAGUUGUUACGAAGUCUUUGCUGGAGAUCCAAAGGGAGGAAGCUCAGCAGAUGAAGCAGCGGAAGGAGCAGCAACAUCCACAACACCCCGCUGCCACCCAACAGACCCGCACUCAAAACAGAACUACGACUCUAAGUAGUUCAGUGUGGGGCUCUGUCAACACCAGCAGCUGUGCAAACUGGGGCUCAGACUCGAGCAGUAUCUGGGGUGACGCCCACAACUCUAACAUGGGUUUCUGGGAUGAGGCUGUGAAGGAAGUUGUUCAACAGCCUCCUCAACCUAAGAAAAGCAAUGCACAGAAGAACAACAAGGGAAACGCCAACCUCAGUAAUUCUCUGAGUGGGCGAGCAAACAAAAAGGUAGAAGAGGAGGAAAAGCUGCUAAAGUUGUUUCAGGGUGUCAAUAAAAGUCAGCAGGACACCUUCAUGCAAUGGUGUGAGCAAACCCUGCACACCCUCAACACAGCCAACAAUCUGGAUGUUCCAACAUUUGCGUCCUUCCUGAAAGAAGUGGACUCGCCAUACGAGGUGCACGACUACGUUAGGGCCUAUCUUGGGGACACUCUGGAGGCCAAGGACUUUGCCAAGCAGUUCCUGGAACGUCGUGCCAAACAGAACGCUAACCAACGACAGGCACCGCAGAACCAACAGCAAGCCCUUAAACAGCAGCAGGAUUCAGUAUGGGGUGGAACAGGGUCCUCGUCUCUCUACCAGUCCAACCAUACAAGUGGGCAGCAGCAGCGCUUUGAGACAGUCACCUCAGGGAAGAAGAAAAAGAAGCAGAAGAUGGUCCGUGCAGACCCCAGCCUUUUAGGUUUUUCGGUCAACGCAUCAUCUGAGAGACUGAAUAUGGGAGAGAUUGAGACCUUGGAGGACUUUUAAGGGACUGCAGCCAAGCAAACCCCCCACUGACUGUAUCCGAACUGAACAUCAGCUGUUUUACCCAAACCUCUGCCCCGGCCCCUCAACUGCUUCCACGUCUUACACCUUUCCUUUUUCAGUUUCUCAUUUAUCAGAUAUUCUCCAUUUGUCCCACAUGCAGUCUAAAACGGACAGGUGCUUUUUCCUGUCGCUAAAGGACCUGUAAUCUGAAAGAUGGACAGUGAGACAUCCGACCAGCUGAGCGAGCAUUCGCCAAAAUGAAGUAUUUGGAGGGGCCUCCAGCGGCGUCGAAAUCCGCCUGGUGUCAGAGCCACCGAGUCCCAAACGGUGAUCUGUUGUAGACAUUCACAGCGAUGACCAAUUUAAAAUCUGGCCUCCAUUUGUAAGUGGAUAUAUGGGUGGGGUGUUUGAGGUAUUAUGGGAAAGGUUACAGAGAUUAUAUCCAAUGGGUUUUUUUUUUUUGUUUGUUUUAUUUAUUGAAAAUUUCCCCCCUUACUUGAAUCCCUUCUUCUUUUUCCUCUGUUUUCUGCUGGGUGUUCAUGGAUAACGAUGGCAAAGUAGAGCCCAAGGAUUCGUGCCCACUUAUGUCCUGUUUUAAGGACAUGUUCAAAAGUUCCAAGUAGUUAUCUAUUUCUUGUAAAAUACUAGGCUGUUUAAAGAAUAAACUUUCAAUUCUGCAUCUGUAUUAUAUUAUAUGAAAAUGAACUGCUGGAGUCAUACUUUUUUAUUGCAGUAUGAAAAUAAAACAGUCUAAUGUGUGGGCUGUUCACACCUA
This is a messenger RNA of Sphaeramia orbicularis (orbiculate cardinalfish), 4900 nucleotides long. RefSeq names its product GRB10 interacting GYF protein 2 (gene gigyf2). Gene Ontology annotation, cellular component: cytosol; vesicle; proximal dendrite. Gene Ontology annotation, molecular function: protein binding. The transcript has 29 exons. NCBI's taxonomy places the organism in Eukaryota, Metazoa, Chordata, Actinopteri, Kurtiformes, Apogonidae. Gene Ontology annotation, biological process: insulin-like growth factor receptor signaling pathway. Bases 133 to 4125 code for a protein of 1330 amino acids. The record is from RefSeq and is a predicted model, not a curated record.